AUGAAGCGGGAAGCUGAUGGUGAUAUGGGAUCGCCAUUCAAGAGAUCUAGAAGAGGAGAUGAAGAAGUCCGUCUACUUAUACCCAGUAAGGUCGCUGGGUCAAUUAUUGGAAAAGGUGGACAGAAUAUUACGAAACUGAGGAGUCAGUACAAAGCCUCCAUUACUGUCCCUGAUUGCCCCGGCCCUGAACGGUUGCUAUCCCUUUCUUCGGACAUGGAUAGCGUAUGUAAUAUUAUUGAUGAUGUCGUGCCUAACUUGGAAGACGGGAAUUCAAAUGGUGGAAAAGAGUUAGACCUUCGUAUGCUGAUCCACCAAAGCCAAGCUGGAUGCGUGAUAGGAAAAUCAGGUGCUCAGAUUAAAGAGAUCAGAGAUAAAACUGGAGCUAAAGUCAAGAUCUUCUCAAACACAGCCCCACAAAGCACUGAUCGUAUUAUACAGAUUGUCGGAGAGGCGAGCAAGUGCAUUGACGCUAUCAGAGAAAUUUUGACCCUCAUCAAAUCGUGUCCGAUCAAGGGUCCCGUGGAACCAUAUGAUCCCCAGAACUACGAUGAGUUUUAUGCGGAUGAGUACGGUGGCUGGGGUAGCAGCGGAAUUGGAGGAAGGGAGAAUUCUAGAAAUGGACCAAUGGCAGGUGGGCCCAGGGGGGGAGGAGGAGGACGCAGAGAUAGUGGUGGUCUUGGCGGUCGCGGACUUGGAGGAUCUAGAUUCGACAACAACCUUCGUAGAGGAAACGAUGCCGGUGCCUUCAGAAACAGUCCUGGUUCCAGACCUGCUCCCUUUUUGGCUAAUGCUGGUUUAGGUGGUAGCGGUGGGCUUGGCGGUAGGGGCUUCGGCCGCGACGAUGCUUUCGGAGGUGGCGGUAGUUUAGGCAGAAUGCCUGCUGGCGGCGGCGGCAGAUUAGGUAGAGACGCUCCGAAGGGCGGAUAUGAGCGCAACGGUAGUUUCGGAGGAAGUCAAUUUAAUAGUAGACCGUCUCCAUCCAGCAUCAGUGCAGGACCACUUGGAGUUGGAUCCAAAACCACUACUCAAGUCACCAUUCCUAAAGACAUGGCUGGGGCCAUAAUAGGCAAAGGAGGCACCCGUAUCCGUAAGAUUCGCCUCGACUCAGGCGCCAACAUAACAAUCGACGAACCUCUACCAGGCUCCAACGAUCGCAUCAUCACCAUCAGUGGAUCACCUAACCAAAUACAGAUGGCGCAAUAUCUGCUCCAACAAAGUGUCCACAACGCUGAGCGUUAAUCCUGCGACCCUGGAUUCUUCAGUUUAUCCCACUGCUUCUUCGUUACAUUUAACAUAAUGAGCUUUUGGGUGUUAUAUAUUUUUAAAAUGUACGCCUAAUUCGUAUCUUAUGCAUCUGAGAGACAUUCCACUAAUUUUCACGAGCAUUCGAUAUGCAUGUAUGGCGUUUCAUAUUGACGUAAACCAAUAUUUUAUUUUUUACAGUCAUUGCCAAGUACACUUUUUUCGUAUUUCACUACAUUUUUAGAUAUAACAUUUGUAGUGCAGGAUUUUCAAAUAUUGAUUUACAAAAGUCCCCACCAAAACCUCAUCAGAAGUAGAUCUUGUCUUUUUUUUUUAGUGUUUUAGGUCUCAAUACGUAGAACAAAAAUAUCCAUUGGUCCAAUAUUUCACGAGAGCGGUACAGGAUCUGUAAUAGCUGUUUGAUAUUUUUCACGUUUUUAUCGUCACCCCUAGAUACCUAGUUGUCCAACAUUGCAUUUAUAUAUCACAUAUACAGGGUGGCCCAAACGUGUAUGCAGGUUUAUUGUCCACAAUCCCUGUGGUAUGGCAUCUCAAAAAUAUUCAGUAUUAUACAGGGCACUCCACUUCUGAGCUGUGUAUCAAAAUUACUUUUCCGCCUAAAAAAGCAUGAAAGUAAGGCAAUCCUUAUCUCAACCACUUUAAUAGAGAUAAAACUGUACUGAAUUUUCUGUAAUUAGAUCUAAUAGUUUCAGUUUUGACUUACCCUUAUACAUUUCUUGAAUUGUUCAAGACGAUUAAUUAGAGUAUAUACUCAAAAACACAUAAUUGAUGGCCAUUGUAUAAAGUUUCACGUUAUCAUAUUCUUUUUAAUAAGUUAUCUUUAAAUACCAUGGACAAGUGACGAAAUUAUGACAAUGCAUGUAUGUAAUCAGUUUUUGCACCCUCUCUAUUAAAGUGGUAGAGUUUUGAAUUUUCAUAGAAACUUUAAUGUUUGUAAGCAAAGUACCUACUUCAGCAACUACUCGACGAAACACAGAUCUGUCCUAAUGUGCAAUAAAAACAUGGGCAUUUAUUAAAAUACAACUUUGGCAUCCUUUCCAUUAGCGGAACAUCUUGUAUAAUAUCCUGAAUAUUUAUGAAAUGUAUUCCUACAGAGACGUACAAGGAUAAUCUUGAAUAAUCAUUAAACAGUUGUGCAGAAGAAAAUACUCCAUUCAAGAAUGUUUUAACCGCCCUAUACAUGUGGUAUAUCGUAAACAAAUACAAAAAAGCACCCAAUACAAUACAUACAAUACAGCCCAACUUGGAGACCCAAUAUUUCGGAAAUACUUGUUGUAUCUGAUUGAAAAGUGCAUCGUCAAGAAUUUUCCUCACUUUCCCCUUUAAUAAAAUAAGUUUAAUCUCCAAGUCGUCAUAGCCCCAGUAGGGGCUUGUGGAUUGUACAACGUGUAACCUAAAACCCCGUAUACAAUUCUGUAGCCAAAGGUGCACUGUCUUCAAGAAUUUGCAGUUUUUGAGGAAACAUGGUAUUAAACAUGAAUGAACUUUUUCUAGUUCGAGGGUUUUUAUGGAUAAUCAACAAUAAAACUUUAUUAACAUUUUGUACAUUGGCAGCGAAUCUUGAAGUAUGUUGAAUUUACGAUACAUAAGUGUUGCUAGAUAAAGUGUGUUUUUGGAAUGUUGUUCCUCAGACUUGCAUUAUGUAUAAGAGAAAAGUUAGUUCUUACCCCAGUAAGUGAAACACUUGUAUUAAUCGCGGGAUGUAAUUGUUGAGAGACUUAUUUGGUAAUGUUGCUCUUCUCCAAUUGCCUCAAAUUUUGGAUCAAGUUUUAAUUACUAACUUGAUUUAAUUUAUUGAUAUUUCAUUUCUUAAAAAAAAUUCUAUUACAUGUUUCCAUGUCGUAUGUAUUUUUGUUUGUGUAUGUACUGUUUUAAAAUCUUUGUUUAUUUGAUCUGUUUCAAACAUAACUUUAUUUGGCAUUUUUGUAAUUUGUUCAAAUUCACUUUUCGCACUUUGUGAAGAAGGCAUCAAAUAAACGUCAAAACGUCGGCUUUAUGAUCAAAAGUACAUCAUUGAACACAUUGAGCAUUAUGUCCCAAAAUCCGAAGAUUAAGGCAAGUAACGUAUUAUCUAUAAUGUGUUAGGUGAACUGUCUUACAUGCUGUUUAUAAAUAAUGGAAGUCGGAGGAAUAUUAUGUAAAUCAUCCAGAUUGUCUUUACUACAGUUUUAUUAUUCUUAGUUGGGAUAUCCCCAAUUAUUUUCAAUAGCGUUGUCGAAAAAUAAACUACAUAAAACUCCAAUGAUGGUACUCUUUACUUUGAAACCUUGAAGACCAUGUUUCCAUGAAACAGAACAAUCACUUACAGCUUUCAUUCAUAUGGUAAAAUCUUGGAUUCACAUAUUAAUUUAAAACUCUGCGUUGCUUAACCCUACAUUUUGACUUGUUCAUUACAGUGCAUUCCAAAAAAGUCCCCUCGCUAUUUUAACGUAAGACUGAAAGUUGCAAUCUUCAAGAUAGCGACUGGGCGUCAUCUUGGAACAUUUUUAAAAAACACCUCGUUUCAAAGCUCGUUUGAAUAAUAUCCCUAAACUAGAAAUUCACUGUCUUCCAAAAUAUCGAACUGGUAGACUGAGGAGAGUUUUUGGACAUUGAAUCACUUAUAGGUCAACUAAUCAUCAAAACCCAGUAUAUCAAGUUCACUCUUUUAGAAGGGUAUAUCUGAAUGUGUAAAUAAAUGUGGGACAUUCCGUUAAUAAAAUGAUAUUGUACAGUACAACUUUUGGGACGUAGAACAAAAAUCAGACACCAUUAUGAAAUAUUUUAAUAAUGUUCAUAAGUAGGGAUCUCAAAACUAGAUUUUUGGAUAAACAGUGCACCUUCCCCAUUAUGUCUGCGUAUAAUUGUAGAAAGAUCACAUGGAGUAAUACUAGUUUUAUUUUAAUAUAUAAUACUUGAGAACAUGUAUAAAAAUAUGUAUAAUAAAGAUCAUUGACCCUCAA
Messenger RNA from Acanthoscelides obtectus, 4205 nucleotides. NCBI's taxonomy places the organism in Eukaryota, Metazoa, Arthropoda, Insecta, Coleoptera, Chrysomelidae. The record is from the annotation of a GenBank genome assembly.